Molecule: messenger RNA, 12984 nt
Organism: Symbiodinium sp. CCMP2592
Lineage: Eukaryota; Dinophyceae; Suessiales; Symbiodiniaceae
Source: the annotation of a GenBank genome assembly
AUGAAUGAGUUUCAGUCACAGCGAGUCCUCCGUCGCCGCGAAGGGCGAGAGUUCCAGUGGGAUCCACGAUGGAUCAACCGCAUCGGGCCGAGCGUACGGUGGCGAUGGAAUAUUCGUAUGAGGCUGCAGAAGGUCUACCGGCAUCAGGUACCACUGAGGUCACUUGAGCAGGCUCCAGCGCCUUUGUUCACACCUGAGCAGACCGCGAGGCUGAGGAGGGGGCCAAGGGAUGCGCCUUUGUUGUUUCCGCCCGAGGGGAGCUCAACGUCCUCGGAUGAGAUUCAAGCUGAGGUCCAACGACGGCUGGCUCGCUACGUUCAAAGGUACGAAGGAGAAGCUAGAGACCUCCGAGGGCAAGUUCAGCAGCUUCAGUAUGAAAGAAAUCAACUACUUGCUGAUCGAGCAAGACAACAGGGACUACCUGAAGGUGAUCGGGCAAUGCAACAGAAUCUACCUGGAGGUGAUCGGGCAAUGCAGCAAGGACUACCUGAAGGUGAUCGUCCCACAAUGCAACAGAAUCUACCUGGAGGUGAUCGGGCAAUGCAGCAAGGACUACCUGGAGGUGAUCGGGCAAUGCAGCAGGACUACCUGGAGGUGAUCGUCCCACAAUGCAGCAGAAUCUACCUGGAGGUGAUCGUCCCACAAUGCAGCAGAAUCUACCUGGAGGUGAUCGUCCCACAAUGCAGCAGAAUCUACCUGGAGGUGAUCGUCCCACAAUGCAGCAGAAUCUACCUGGAGGUGAUCGUCCCACAAUGCAGCAGAAUCUACCUGGAGGUGAUCGUCCCACAAUGCAGCAGAAUCUACCUGGAGGUGAUCGUCCCACAAUGCAGCAGAAUCUACCUGGAGGUGAUCGGGCAUAUGACCAGAGUCGUGAAGCAGAACAAGUACCAGGGGUCGCUAGCUCAAGUCACGUUGUCCCGACGAAAGGACACGACUCAUCUGGAUCUCCUGGGGGUCAUCGCGCAGGGAAUGAAGCAGCUUCAGGAAGCGCAGGUUCGUGCCUUGGACCGAAAGUCAGAAGGGACGGACCCAGAGACGGUGAAGCCUGGAGUAGCGGCGCUUUCGGAGCUCAAGGCUCCUGAUCCCGAGACCUCUCCGGUGGAAGUUCAGGACUGGUUGCAGCUUUUACAAGCGCCGAUGGCGGAUUUGAGCGACAGCUCCUAUGACUGGUGGACCAAGGGAGUCUUGGAUGGCAACUCAGAAGCUGCGUUUCGCACAUCCUUGGUGCGCACGACACCGACCUCUGAGAAGGGUCCCAAGAUCAAGGGAAUGCAGGCACAGGGGCCGGGAGACCAACCAGCUGCAAGCGCGGGGGAGAUUGCCAAUUUGCUCAUGAGUGGGGAUCGGUACCAAAGGAGAAACCUGCCCAAGCGGCUCCAAGGCAAAGGGGUGAUCAACUGCAGUCCGCCUCAGCAACCAAAGGAAGGAGAGGGACAGGAGGCCCUCAAGAAGGUCAUUGAAGAUGCUUCAAACAUGCUGAAGUCGAUGAUGGCCAGCUCGGGUUUGCCUGCUUCAACCUCCUCCUCUUCGGCCCCAACGUACGAGUCGAUACAGAGACAGCUGGAUGAGCUGAAGCUGAAGACGAUGAAAGUUGAUGGAACCCGGGAAGCUCCACGGACCGAGGACUCAGGAGUUCUUCUGGACUCCGGCGCGACUCAUGUUCUGCGCCCUGCUCGAGAUCGUCUUGAGGAAGAUAACACCAAGGCAGUCGGUGUGACUUUGGCAGGAGACGAGCAACGGAUCCUGAAGCAAGCUCCUUCUGGCAGCAUUUUGCUGGCGGCGGAGGAGAAGGACCGAGUGCAGCCCAUCGUUCCCUUCGGUGCCAUGAUUGACAUCCUUGGCUGCACUCUGAAAUGGACGAAGGGAGGUUUUACUUUGAUCCAUCCGCGGCAUGGACGAAUCAGGACGCGGUUGCGUGCAGGAUGUCCGGAGAUGACCGAUGCGGGUCAGGCGGCGGAGAUCAUCGCGGAGCUCGAGAUGAAAAAGGUCGAAGAGCUGAAGCAAAGGGCAGAAGGCCUCCAGCAGAAGCUCAAUGCGGUGAGAAUGAUGGAGGUGAACAAGGAGGAUUGGAGGCAGAACCUCGCCGCCUACGCUCAGGAGGGGUGUGUGGUGGAUGGUCUACAGGUCCUGUUCAAGUCCCCCAUCUUCAAGGGCCUUCCGGAAGCUGUGACGGGCACGAUGGUCCCCAAUGUGGAGGUCACUGAUGAAAAGGGGUGGGAGUAUUUGAAGGGUCUUCCGCUAUGCAGGCGACUUCGCAAGCGACUGAUGAGGUCCAGGGCUUGGAUUUUGAACAUGUACGGCGGUACCAAGGUGAAUGCGGACCCCAUCCAAGCUCUCACGGGCCAAAUCAACCCAGGAACAAAUACUGAGGUCGUGGUCGUGAAUGUGGAUGUUUUGUUGAAUGGUGGGUGGUCAAUGAUGGGGCCCGCCUACAAGGCCCUGAUGUGGGGAGCGAUGUCUUCGAGGGUGAAGGCAGUCUUGGGUGCCCCGCCAGCGGGUACGUUCAGUUUGAAAAGGCAUGAAGAUCGACCCGGUUAUCCAGGCCCGGUUCGGUCUACCAAGGAGCCCUACGGCCUCUUGGAUCUGAGCCCCACGGACCGGUACUAUGUGGACAAGGAGACCACUUUGGUGGCUCGACAACUCAUGCUGUACCUGGUCGCCCAUGCGAAGUCUGGCGGCCAUGAGGUGAAGUUCUGUAUGAGCCACCCCGAGAACGCCGAGGAGAUUGUGAACGGAGCGUUUGGCUACCUGAGCAAGUCCCCCGUCACAAUCGUGAGCAACUUGGACUUUGAGUUCUUUGAUGAGAUGCGGGAGUCCGAGGACGUGAAGGGGGGCAAGCAAGAUGAGCGGAGACCGUGGGUUUCAGCUGUCCGGAGGAAUGUGGCCGAGAAACUCAUGGACUCUGGUGUUGCAUCUACACGAGCUUGGGCCCAUCGCGACCCAGGACCAGACGUACGGAAGAUGACAGCGGAGCAAGGUUGGAGACUUCAUGUACAACGAGAUCAUGUACCUUUCAGAAAGGACUGUGAGCAAUGCGUGAUGUCUUUGGGCACGGGACGGCCCCACCGGAGGACCAAACAAAAGAGCGCUUAUGUGUUGAGCGUUGAUGUGGGAGGUCCGUUGAGGGCGGUGUCGAGGGAUGCGCGUGGCUAUGGAUACCGCUAUUUCUUGGCGGCGGCCUACACCAAGCCGAAGUUUGAAGACCAGGAGGAUCCGCCCGAGCCUUUACCCGAGGACCUUGCGGCGGAAGACUAUGACUUCCGGAACUUGGAUUUGGAGGUCCCAGAGCUCGACGAGCCGGCCGACGAUGAGGCGGAGCCCGAGGGAGGUGUCGGAUUCAUUGACUUCGGCGAGGAGGAACCUUUGGAUCGAGGAGACGAAGAAGGAGAUCCCUCGUUGAGGAAGGUCAAGGGCGAGGAGCUGUGGAAUGACGACGAGGAAGCAGACCGCCAACAGCGUGCAAAUCAAGAACAAGAUGAGCUUUUGGAAGGGAACCGCGAGAUUCCCAUGGAUCACCUUUACUUUGUCAAACCCUUGAAGGGUAAGAAAGCCAAGCAAGUUAUGCAGGCGAUCCAAGAAAUCAUCCUGGAGCUCAAGCACAUGAACCUUCCAGUCGUUCGAAUCCACAGCGACCGGGCUCAUGAACUUCGAUCUCCUGCGCUGAGGGAAUGGACCCUUGGUCAACAAAUUAUGUUGACGCGGACUGAGGGUCAAUCCCCUCAGUCAAAUGGCACGGCGGAGAGGGCGGUGCGCUACCUAAAGGGGCAGGCUCGCCUACUGUUGAGGACUUCCGGGUUGCCUACAUCGCACUGGGCUACUGCUAUGGUCACGGCUGCCCAUAACCAGCGCGAAAAAAGGCUGAACCCCGAGACCUUCAACCCUGUGUGCCCGUAUGGAACCAGGGUGGCGAUCAGGAAGAAGCGCUACAGUGAUGGUGGUAAACACGACUUGAUGCCGCACUGGGUGAAGGGAACUUAUCUGGGUCCGGUGUGGGAUGUUCGAAAUGGCUCCGCUGUCCUCGAGGAUGAGAAUGGCAGGAUCAUGGUCACAACCAAUGUGCGACCUCGCCUACAUGAUCCUGGCACUGCGGCGGAUGCGGAUGUGCGAGAGUUUGAGCCCCCACCACGGCGGCGUCUACGAGGGAAGUCGGCAGUGGAUGCGGAUGGUGUGGCUGUCAGAAGUCUGACGUUUGGGGCAUCCCACCGAAGGCGGUUGGUCCAGGAGAUUUUGGAGCUGGUUGCCAAAGACCCAGCCCACUCGGUGAAGAGGCCACAGUUGGUGACGGAGGCCGCGCCCGACCCCAGCAGCGGCUAUGUCACGAUGGGCGCGUUCAAUCACGGAGGCCAGUAUGGAGUGACGAAAUACACGAGUGAAGCCCCGGAGCUUACAAGAAAGGUAACGGAGCUCCUCCAGCUGGACUUUCCGGAUGAGACCUUUACGUUUGCAACCCUAGUGAAAAACACAUGUAUGCCCACCCACAGGGACGUGUUCAAUGACAAGAAUUCCUGGAACUUAGUGUCCCCGCUAGAGGUGACCGAAGGCGCUGGAGUAUGGGAGGAGCUGAGACCUGGUGAUGUUUUUUCAGGACGCUACAUGGACAUGCUCGUCAAUGACAAGACCACCCCAGGCCAAGUUCACUCGUUGACGAACCCUGCGAAGGUCAACCCGAAGCGAUGGCAUUGCGUGGUCCAAGGAACUGAGGGGCCACGUCUGAUUGCGGUUGGACAUACAAUAGGCUCCUGGCGAAAGCUCAGUCAGGAAAUGGAGAAUGUGCUUGAGGAGGCAGGCUUUGUGCUGCCUGAGGAGGCGGACGACCACGCGCGCGUGAAGGCUAUCCAGGAAGUGAAUGACCAAGUCCUCCACUACCCCUUCGUGACGGACGAGGAUGAUGCAAUCAAGGAUUUUGACCUCGUCGAUAGGAUCACGGAGGUGGAAGCUGAUGUUAUGAGGGUCGCCAAGGCAGCCGCUGAGAAUCUUUACACUCCGGAUGUUGAAGGAAUACUGUCUACUUGUGAGACGGAUCAAACCGAGCUCAGGGUUGUCCACACCGUCCACCCGGCGGAAGUGGAAAAGAACCUUGAGAAAUGGGUUCCUUCGAUGAUGGAUGAGAUCAAGGCCAUGGAGUCCAUGAACGCGAUCAAAAGAGUAAAGGGGCAGGAAGCGAAGGACUUCCUGAGACUUCCUGGAGCCGUGGUGGUUCCGGGACAGGGAGUGUAUACAGCAAAACCUCCGUCAAAGCCAAAUACUAUGUUUCGGCGGAGAACAAGGAUAGUCAGUUGUGGAAACUUCCAGAAGAAGUCCGACGAUGAGGUGAACUACAGUGGCGGUGCGGCAGCUGAAGCCGUGCGGUUGAUGGUUGGUGAGGGCGCCCGACGUCGAUGGUGCCUCAUCAAUGGAGAUGUAAAUGUGACCAGCGCCUUCUUACGAGCACCUGUCCCUGAUGGAGUCCACUUGGCUAUCAAACCCCCUGCCGUGUUAGUGAGGAUCAAGUCCCCGCUGGUGGGGGAACACCGCACCGACAUGAUGAGGAAGGCACUUACGGCGAACAACUUGAAGUUCGAGCAGGGAACCGCCGACCCCAACAUAUGGAGGGUCGUGGACUCUAGCGGUGAGCUAAAGGGGCUUAUCGCUGUCUAUGUGGACGACUACCUGGUGACUGGACCGAAGGAAGUGUGCGAGGACGUUCAUGCUUGGUUUUCCACAACGUGGCAAACUACGGAAAUCCAGUUCGCCACCAAGGAGAAUGCAAUCCGCUUCCUCGGCAUGGAAAUUCGAUCCGUCGAAAAUGACAGUGGAGACUUCCUCGGUUUCUCGUUGGACCAGGAAGGCUAUGUGCAGGAGCUGCUAAGGCAGUACGACAUCGGUGAGAAGCAGAUGUCAACCAUUCCCUCAGCAAAGGAAUGGAUGAGCCUGGAUCCCGAGUGCUACCCGGAGUCGUUCGACGAGAAGGACCUCAAGGCCGCCCAAUGGAUAACGGGCGAGCUAGCAUGGCUAGCCCAGAGGUGUAGGCCAGAUUUGGCCUACACUGUUAGUGUGAUGAGUUCUAUGAUGAGCAAGGACCCAGCCCGUGCAGUGCAGGUGGGAAGAAAGGUCCUCGCCUACUUGAACUACACGAAGGAAUGGAAGCUCCAUUACGGCACCGAGGGCGCGCGUGACAUCAUCACCUACACCGACAGCAGCUAUGCACCGGAUGGAGACCGAAGCCAUGGCGGGGUGGUGGUGUUCUGGGCCGGCAGUCCGGUCGCUUGGAGAAGCGGUCGCCAGGGACUCAUUGCAACGAGUUCGGCGGAGACAGAGUUGUUGGCGGCGAGCGAGGGUUCGACCCUGACAGCUUCCAUUGAUGCCCUUUUACAGGACAUGGGAGCUAUCGUUGAGAAAAGGGAACUUCGAGUGGACAAUUCAGCAGCGAUCGUCCUGGCGUCGGAAGAAGGGGGGAGCUGGAGAACCCGGCAUCUCAAGGUUCGAGCCGGAGCACUUCGACAACAGAUCCAGCGAGGCUGGAUAGGAAUAUCGUAUUGCCCGGGAGAACGUCAACUUGCCGAUGGCCUGACAAAGAUCCUGGCGGCAAAGCGAAUGGAGUGGUCUAUGCAGGCUGAGCAGCGGCUUUCUAAGAAAGAGAUGAGGAAGCUGAAUCAGCUGCUACAAGAGGACCCUGGAACGCUGGAGCUCGAAGGCAAAGUGAGGAACCGCCAAGGCCCCCUCCACCACCACCGGAAGCUGCCUGCGCUGCCGAUGAAGAUUUUCUUCGCAGAAGGCGACGAGAACGAGCGGAGCGGUUCCCUCGAGAGGUCCAUUCCUUUGGGUCUGGGCUCAUUGCUCGGGGAUGGCGGCAAGGCCGUCAAAGCUCCAGAUGUGUUUGCUCCAAAAUCCCUUGAAGAAGAAAUCAGUGGUUUCGAGGAAUGGUCUUUUCUUUUUGUCAAUUGGCUACUUGUACAUGAUCCGGAUUAUCGUGAAGAUCUUCGACAUGCCGAAACACAAGCUGAAAGCAUGGACAUCAACAAGUACUCGGAUGCUGGUAGGAAGAGGGCCUAUCGUCUCUACUCUAUUCUUUCUUCCUACUUGAAAGGUAGGCCCCUUAGGCUCCUGAAGGCUGUCACGAACCGUGACGGGCUCCUCGUUUGGCAGAGACUACAUCAGGAAUUGAAGCCUUCUACCAGAAGCCGUGAGCUGGCGCUUGCGGAAGCGCUGGUGUCGUUUCCGCCACUUCAGGCUGGAAGCUCCCUCCUUGAAUAUGUGUUGGUCUACGAGAGACUGAUCCGCGAAUAUGAGGCUGUCAGUCAUACCUUUUAUCCUGACAACUUGAAGAUGAGCACACUUCUGAAGGGAUUGCCGAGUGAUGUGAAGCGACACAUUCAGUUGAACUUGUCCGGUGACACAACAUACACGGGGCUUAGAGACAAGCUUUUGCAGUUUGAGAAGACUACGGCUAGUUGGACUACAGAACAUGUCAUGCGUGGUUUGCAGCUCACAUCAUCAACUACGUCAUCUUUCGGCAUGCCUUUCACGAGUGAUCAGAGCGGUCCGAGUCCAAUGGAGAUUGAUAGACUUCAUGCUGAGUCUGGUGGUAAGCCCAAAGGCAAGGGAGCGUUUGGUGGUGGAAAGUACGGCAAAGGCAAGCCCUACCAGAAGGGCUUGAAGGGGAAACCAUUUGGGCUUCAAGGAGUCCCUGGAGGUUUUCAUCAGAAAGGCUUCAAAGGCAAGGGCAAGUUCGGUGGCAAGAAAGGAAAGCUCAUGAUGUCGCCCUUCUACGGUAGUGGAAAAGGAAAGUCACAGCAGAAAGGCAAGCAGAACAAAGGUCCCAAAGGUAAAGGUUCGAAAGGUGUUGGUCCUUGCUACGCGUGUGGUCGCAUGGGACAUGUGGCUGCAGACUGUUGGGGCACUGUUCGUCAAGUGGAGAGCGGUAAAACCUGGGUCUACAGCGGCUACAGCAAGUACGACGGCUUCAACUGCUACUGGUGGUGUGGCGACUUCGAUGGAGAGUGCACUGAGAGUGAGCAUGGCGAUGAUCAGCAGUGGAGUGAUGCUUUGUAUGACGCUGAGUGGCAGAUGCAGUUCGAAGCUGACGGUGAGCAGUAUCUAGAUGAAGCAUCCUGGGAAGCCUACGUAGCUGAAGCCGAGGGGGAUCCUUAUGAUCAAGCUUCUUGGGAAGCUUAUGCGGAAGCUGAGUGGGCAUCUUGGCCUACGGAGCCUGAGUACGGAGAUUGGGUGCGACGCCUUGGGGUGUCAGACGAAGAGUCCGAGCUAGUGAGUACGAGUUGUUUGGUUUAUGAUCUCACGGUGCAAGAUGAGCUCUCUGACGAUCCGGAUUGUGAAGCUGAAGAACCAUUUCAUGAAGAUGAGCUUUGUGAUUGUGAGGGAAGCUUCAUAGACAAUAUCGCUGUAGGGGAAGCCAACAUCACUGCCGAUCAACUCCAUCAUCAUGUGCGUGCUGUCGGGACUGUGGAGCUUGAGAGCGUGAUUUUCGAUAGCGGUGCGGAUGUCACAGUCCUUCCAAUUGAUCGCUUUGCGGAGGUAGGUGUGAGAACUUCCGACAACAGAAAGCCCUACAAGCUUCGAGAUGCGCAGGGCAACUCCAUUCCAGGAGGUAGCCUGAGAGCUCGAGUCCAAUUCGAGGUUGAAACGAUGGAAGGCGACACGGUCGUCUUUGAAGAUGAUGCUGUGCUGGCGCAGGUCGCAGCACCGCUGCUCUGUUCAGCACGGUUGUUUCGAGAUGGCUGGAGUUUGGUUCAGGGUGAAGAGUCUAUGCUGUUGUCCAAGGGUGAGAGACAUGUGCCUGUGCAUUUCCAGAAGAACUCGUUGGCCAUGAACAUGUACAUCAGACAGAUCUGUGAUCAAGAUGAGCUUGACGUUCGUGCAGUUCUUCAUGUCGGUGAUGAACUUGUGCAGACAGUUGUGAGGGGCACGGACGGUUGGCAGCUAACGAGUGAUGAAACUCCUGUAUUCGUGAGCAAGCACUCGUCGGUCACAGAAGAUCCCAGUCUUUCGUUUCCGUGUGAUCAUUGGCCCUAUAGAACUACGCUUCUUCACAUCCCAGGUCGUCCGAAACCAGACCAUUUCGAAGUCUUUGAGUUGGGAGCGUAUUGGGAAGGCAAUGAACGGAAACAGAUUUCACCUGAUGGGGCGAACUACACCAUUCUCACUUUGCUGUCUACACGUCCUGUUGAAAUCCAGCGCUUCGGGAAGCUUGUACGUGAUUCGGUACCGGCAGCUGGCAUCGGAGAAGAGUUGGAGAGAGAAAAGAGGGAGAGUGAACGCGCGGAAGCUCAAGAGGCUUUGGCGGCGCGCGAUGCGGAACAGGCUCCUAUGGUGCCUCCUCCAGAAGUUCAGGUAGAUGAUGGAAGAGAGAGAGUUUCACUUGCUGGCAUAGAUGUUGAUGAAGCUUCGUCAUUGGGAACACUUCGUGCCGCAUGCAAGUUCUUGGACAUCUCCCAUCAUGGUACAAAGGCUGUACUAUGGAAUCGCAUCAAACAAUCGGUCACAAAGUCUAGGCUAGAUGCAGUCACGCAGAUUGCCGACGCAGUGUUGAAAGAGUAUGAGAGACCUGCUGAAGGAGAACCGCUAGCAAAGUUGCCAUCGGUUGCUGAACAAGAAUUACAUGCUCUGACACAUUUACCGCGACAACCAUGGUGCCAAGCAUGCCUAGCUGCGCGCUCGAGAGAGGAUAAUCAUACCGCAACUUCGCCCGAAGAACGUGCAAUACCAGUCGUGUCAUUGGACUACAUGUACACGGGGACCGAGGGCACAGCAGAUGAGAGAGAUCCGUUGUGUGAGCACUUGUUGGUCGUCGACAUGAAGACAAAGUAUGUCCUGGUCUUGCCCAUUGACGUCAAAGGUGGAGCUUCAGUUCGCGGUUGCACUGAGGAGAUUGUGAGAAUGAUGUCGUCCUUAGGGUAUCGCGAAGUACACAUCCGCGCUGAUACCGAACCAGCGAUGAACCAGCUUGUAGACCACAUCACUCAAGUUCGCACGAAGCUUGGAUUCAAGACAGAACGCGAGCCUGUGCCCCCAGAUGCGUCAACACAUCAAGGAUUGCCUGCAGAGCGCUAUGUGCAAACAAUACGUCAGCUUGGAAAUUGCCUCCUUAGAGCGAUUGAGUUGAAGUGUGGCUACCAGGUCAAGUCGUUUCACCCGAUGUUCACAUGGGCAUUCCGACAUGCAGGGUGGCUUCAUUCUCGUUAUCAUGUUCUAUCGUCUGGUCAAACUCCUUACGAAUUGAUCCAUGGCCACUCGUUUGCCGCGAAAAUUGCUCCUUUCGGAUGCUCAGUGUUUGCUCAGUGCCUGCCCAAAGUCAAGGCCAAGGGUGCAACGUGGAUCAAGGGUGUGUACCUAGGCAGAUCCCAUAGUGGCGCGCUCAAUGUGAUCGGCACCUCUGAAGGUAUACAAUUUGCUCGUACUAUCAGGAGGUCCCCUACCGAGUUUGAACCGAUGCUCUCGGAUGCAGUGAAAGGCGUAUCGUGGAAUUUGACUCUUGGUGUAGUUGGUGUUCGAGUCCCUCGUGGUGGUCGUCGUAUUCGUCUCCCAGCAGUUGUUGAGCAAGCAGAACAAGCACCUCCAGAAGAAGAACGAGAUCAGAGAGAGCAAAGUGGACCGGGAGAUGAAGCAGGUUCAGACCCAACAACUUCCUCAUCCUCCUCUACCUCUAAGAAAGACGUGUCGCUCGACUCCAUGUCACUACCAGGUGAGAGCGGCAGUGGGAGCAGUGGCACUGGAUCUGCAUCUGGUGGAUCACGAGACAUCUUGGCAGAGAAUGUUGGAGUAGAGGAGGAAGGUAGUGCAGCUUUGGAGAGCAGUCCGAAGUUCAGAAAGCUUGGUGAGAGCCGUGUUGCACAUGUUUCAUUUAUGGUGCGCAGACUUAGAGAUGACUUGUAUGACCCGUCAGAGCCGAUUGAAGUCCCGGAAGUGUCUGAAGAGCAUGAUCAAGUAGUGGAUCCUCAAGACGAUGGUGAGUUCAAUCAGGUAAUUGAUGAGAUGGACACGAUUAUGCUGAACAACUACGAAGCGGGUCCACCAGAGCUGAGCGAUGAGGCCUUGGCACAACUCGAUGCCGAGCGUGAUCAGUUCGAACUCGAUAGGCUUGUUGGCAUGGGUGUAUUAGUGAAUGCAGAUGAAGAACAGUUGGAUGAUGACACAACCGAGUUGAGCUCAAAGUUCGUCCGCGAUUGGAGGUGGAGAGAUGAUAAGUGGACAAGAAGAAGCCGCCUGGUGGGUCGAGAGUUUCGUUCUCUAUCCCCAGAGCUUGAUGACUUGUAUAGUCCAGCUUCUAUCUCUAGUACCACAAAACUCCUUGCGGCAAUGGCUGCUACAUCAGUUGAGCUAGAGCUGUAUUCGCUAGACAUUUCAGACGCUUAUCUCAUGGUCCCACAGCGCACACCCAAAUACGUCAGGGCCAACGGCCGGGUCUACAGAAUCCUGUACAAUCUACCAGGUCAACGGGAUGGUGCUCAGGGAUGGUAUGAGUUCUUCAGUGCAGUGCUUCAGAAGCAUGACAUGAAAGUUUGUGAAGUUGCUCCAGCGAUCUUUGCUAUCCCGGGGAGACUGGUCAUCAACACUCAUGUGGAUGACGGCAAGGUUCUUGCUGCACCGGGCGAGAUGGAGAAGCUUCGAGAGCACCUCGAAUUAAACAAGUUGAAGGUGAAGGUUGAAGGACCGUGUAGGUUGGAUUCCGGUAGCUGUCGCUUCUUGAAGAGGGCGUAUGAAGGGCAUGGUGACUACAUCAGCGUGAAGCAGGAGCCAAAGUAUGUUCUGAAGUACCUCAAAGGCACUAUGGAUCAUGAGACUCGAUUCCCAGCUACAUGUCCAGGUCGUUCGUUCUUGAAUGAGCAGAGUGGCAUCGGUGACCACUCAUCGUUUGAGGUUGAGAACUUGCUUGAAACGGUGUCGGAUGCAGACUUUGCUUCGGGUGAUGAUCGGAAGUCUACCACGGGCUUUUGCAUUUUCUUGAACGGCAUCCCAGUGUACUCGACAUCUCGUAGGCAGCAUGUGAUUGCUCUGAGUUCUAUGGAAAGUGAGCUGUAUGCCUGUUUAGCAGCCGUAGCUGAAGGAUUGUUCCUGAAAGAAGUGGUGAGUUUCAUCACUGGCAAGAAGGUUGAAUUGGUGCAUCGGACGGAUGCGAGCGCUACUAUUGGUUUCUGCAAGAAGGCUGGUUGUGGUCGGACGCGUCACUUGGCAACCAGUGCAUUGUGGAUUCAGUCAAAGCUUAAGGAAGGUAGCUUCAGCAUUCGCAAGAUCAGUGGGAGAGUGAACCCUGCAGACCUUUUGACAAAGACUUUCAGUGCAUCAAAGAUGAAUCAGUUGCUUUACCAUUUCCAUGUCUUUGAUGGUGAGACUCGCUUGGGUGAUGAAGAACACGCGCAAGAGAUCAUCAGAAGGACCAUUUUUGGGUCCACAGGCUUGAAAGCAUUCCGACUCAUGUUAGCCUCUAUGUUGAUCGAUCGAGCGGAAGGCGUGACAGUUUCAGCAGUUGAGUCCCACGGGACAUGGAUGAAAGUAGCGAUGGCCUCCAUGCUAAUGCUCAUGAUUCUUCUUCCAAUGCUCCUCAUCCUGGCGAAGAACCCAAAGCUUCAGGACAAGGACAAGGAACAGCAGCGCCAGGAACACCGUGACGGUUGCCGACUAUCGUUAUCAACAUCGACUUGUGGCCUCAACGAGCUCAAAGUCCAGUGGCAAAUCCUCUUCUACCGGGAGAUCAAAGAGAACCUGAACAUCUACGUGAAGUACAAGAUCAGCGACUUCCUCAUCGAGACGCCGGCGCACAACGUGAAGUACCAGAUCAACGACUUCUUCAUCGAGAUGCCGGCGCACUACCUGGAGUACAAGAUCAACGACUUCUUCGUGGACAAGAUCCUCAUGCACAUUAUGGCCGCGACGACAACAACAAUCCUGGUUUGGAUGGUGUUACCCAACGAAGACUACACGAGUGGAUGGAACAGGAGGUGUUGCCAAUACUUCAAAAUCAUACUCCGCGGUGCCGUAUGGACGGUAUAG